Molecule: messenger RNA, 2005 nt
Organism: Diospyros lotus (date-plum)
Lineage: Eukaryota; Viridiplantae; Streptophyta; Magnoliopsida; Ericales; Ebenaceae
Product: aspartic proteinase A1-like
Exons: 14
Coding region: 170-1687 (505 amino acids)
Biological process (GO): proteolysis; lipid metabolic process
Molecular function (GO): aspartic-type endopeptidase activity
Source: RefSeq, a predicted model, not a curated record
UCUCUAGGAGCAUCAUCACCAGCUUCAUCCACACUCAACCGGAGGUUUGUUUGACUUCUUCUCAUCAACAACAACAACCCCUCCAAGAACUCUCCUGAUUUUUUCAGUGUGUUUUUGGGUUAUGAUCUGUUCUUCAUGCUCUUGAUUUCUUCACGUGGAUUUCUCCAAAAUGGUGCACAAGUAUCUCCUGGGGGCUCUCUGUAUACUGUUUCUGACAUGCUCGUUUGCUCCCAUUUCCUGCCAUGGUUUAGUUAGAAUUGGUUUAAAGAAGCGACCCUUGGACCUUCAGGGCAUUAAGGCUGCUAGGAUGGCUAGUCUGGAAGGCAACAAUGGGAAGGUUUUAAACAGCAUGCAUCUACAUAGUAAGGAUGCUGACAUAGUAUAUCUGAAGAACUAUUUGGAUGCUCAAUACUAUGGAGAGAUUAGUAUUGGUACACCCCCACAGAAAUUCACCGUCAUAUUUGAUACUGGCAGUUCCAAUCUCUGGGUUCCCUCAUCAAAGUGCAUAUUUUCUCUCUCUUGCUUGUUCCAUCACAAGUACAAGCACACCAAGUCCAAAACAUAUCAAGAAAUUGGAAAUACUCUUUCAAUACAUUAUGGUUCUGGAUCAGUUUCUGGCUUCACUAGUCAAGAUAAUGUUGAAGUUGGUGAUCUUGUGGUCAAAGAUCAAGUUUUCAUGGAGGCUAAAAGGGAAGGAAGCCUUACAUUUGUACUAGGAAAGUUUGAUGGAAUAUUUGGCCUUGGCUUUCAGGAAAUUGCUGUUGGGGAUGUAGUACCAGUCUGGUACAAUAUGGUGGAACAAGGCCUUGUAGAAGACGAAGUCUUCUCUUUCUGGCUUAAUCGGGAUUCAAAUGCAAAAGAGGGUGGGGAGAUCGUUUUUGGUGGUGUCGAUAAGAAGCAUUUCAAGGGGGACCAUACUUAUGCUCCCAUCACUCAAAAGGGUUACUGGCAAUUUGAAAUGGGAGAUUUUCUAAUUGGAACCUCUUCAACUGGUUUUUGUGAGGGUGGAUGUGCUGCUAUCGUGGAUUCUGGAACAUCCUUGCUUAUCGGUCCAACUGCUGUCAUCACUCAAGUCAACCAUGCUAUUGGAGCAGAAGGAGUAGUGAGCAUGGAGUGUAAAGAAGUUGUUACCCAAUACUGGGAUACGAUAUGGGAUCUUUUAGUUUCCGGGGUGCUACCAGACCAAGUGUGUUCACAAGUCGGUUUAUGCAUUUUCAAGGGGGCUCAGUCUGAAAGUGCUAAUAUUGAGAUGGUAGUCGAAGAAGGGAACAAGGAGAAACCUGCCGCUAAGGAUAAUCUCAUGUGCACUGCUUGUGAGAUGCUUGUUGUUUGGAUCCAGAAUCAGCUGAAACAGAAGGAAACAAAGGACAGGGUGCUUGACUAUGUGAAUAAGCUUUGUGACAGCAUCCCAAGCCCAAUGGGAGAAUCAGCAAUUGACUGCAAUAGAUUGUCAAAGAUGCCAAAUGUUACAUUCACCAUUGGACGGAGGGAAUUCAGCCUCACUCCUGAACAGUAUGUUCUGAAAACUGGAGAUGGCCCUGCUACUGUCUGCAUAAGCGGCUUUGCAGCUUUGGAUGUUUCUCCGCCUCGCGGCCCCCUGUGGAUUCUUGGAGAUGUGUUCAUGGGGGUGUACCAUACAGUUUUCGACUAUGGGAACCUCCAAGUGGGAUUCGCCGAAGCAGCUUAGAGCCUGGCUGCCUCGAAACUGUAACCAGACAUCCACAGUUUGCUUGGGUGAUGCUGGAGAGAGCUGUUGUGAACUAUAAUGGUAGAUGAUGAUGCUUCAUAAACCUGGUGAUGGCUUUGUUUCCACGUAACUAUUGGCCAUCAUUUUGUACUUAUUAUGUAUGAUGUGUGGUGCUUGGAGAUGAACGAAUGUUAGUUACUUCAGUGAGUACAGGCAGCAAUGCAGCUGCAGAUACCUCGUGACUGACUCUGGCUUUGACCCUGCUGUAAUCCACGUGUUUCUGUUUUAUUACAAUCUGUUCUAGCUUUGCUGCUGAAA